AGAGGACGGCCCCUCCGCCAUUUUCCUUACGUGGUGUCGCGCAGAGGUAGUUAGCGGAGUAACUGAGCUAGCAAAUUAGCGCUACUUAAGUCACUUUUAGAAGCGUUCAGCUCAUCCAUACCAGCGAAUAUAGUCUGUUACAACGGUAUCUGGUAUAAAUACUCAACUGCGUAAGAAAAUGUCCAACGAACAGGCCGAAAUUGCCGCCGAGACGCCAACCCAGCAGCAGCAGCCGCCGCCGCAGCAGCAGCCGGGAGAAAUGAAUGGAAAACCCAAGAAUGAGUCCAAUCCAAGCAGGAAGGAAAGGCCCCAGAAGAGAGGUGGAGGUGGUCGCUACGAACCCUAUGGAAACGCUAACAAAAGAUACCGUGUCUUUGUCAGCAACAUCCCCUAUGAUGUGAAAUGGCAAGCCCUGAAAGACCUGAUGAAGGAAAAAGGUAAGGUGUUUGGAGAAGGGAUGGACUCAUGUCAGCUUUGGACAUGACAAAAGCAGGAUCAGCAUCCAGGGUCAUUUUGUUUGACCGCUGCAGCUUUGAAGGACUUUUGGGAGUUGUACAAUGUUGUUUGAGAUCUUGUGGGAGUUAUUUGGAACAAAGCUUGUGGACAAGGUCCCUCUUAUUUGUCCGUCAACUAUGGAGUUGCUGCAGACUUGUACAAGUGCGGUGAACCUGGAUGUUAGAUUGAAUAUUUAGUCUCCAUUGAGAACUAUUAAAACCUUUGGAGGUUUUGGUGAAGUGGAGGUUGCACAUGUGAAAAGCGAGUCCAUUAAUGUGAAAUUCCAAGGGCUUGGGAUCAUGAACGGCAUCAUGAGAGGUUUUUUGAAGAAUAAAAUUGUACAGUACCUUGUACUAGGUGCAGUAAUUAAUAGUAAAAUCUGGACUCUCUUGAUGUAUAAACUGGUCAAAACUUUGGAAACAUGUCAAUGAAAUGCUUAAUUUUGCAGCAACUUUCAUGAAAAUAGUUGCUUAGCUAUGGGUUAUUGGAAAGCUCCAGAUGUGUCAUGACUAAUGCAUUAAAUGGGCUUUUACUUUAAGCUAAAGCAUGUGUUACAGGUCUAAUCCUUUUUCAGAAGGAGGGCCAGGUUUUCGUUUUAUGACAAUUGACUGUGGAGUUAAAUUGCAUUUUCUUUUUUAGGUGUGACCUUGACAAGCAAAUGUUUUCUCAGCAGAUCUCCAUGUUGUGCCAAACGCAGCUCUGUGCUGGGGAUGUCUGUGGGGUACAGGUCUACAAAAUGAAGCAGCUUCUUAUGCACUGUCCUUGUGGCUAGAGGUUUGGUCACGGAUGUCCAUUUGUUGAACAGACACGUGACCUGGAACAAAGGCGUGGCUGUGGUCGACGCUGAAUCAAAAUUCUGAUUGUGUAUUUCAGGAACAGGUCCACUUUAUGAACAGGUUUGUAGUUAGAGAAGAGUCACUCAGAUUUCGGUUAGUUCCCAGCUGUAGGGUUUUUCUUAGGCUCAGCUGAUGGACGAAUGUAUUGAUGCAUUAGCCUGAGGGUUAAAACGGCGUUAUUUGACAACGCAUGCUCAGGUUUGCAAUGAAACGGGCUGAGGCAUUGAACGGGUUCUGCCAACUUGAAAUUAUUUGGUCAAUUAUCUUCAGGUAGAAGGUGGUGUUUCAGGGCAUCAUAUCAAAUAGGAAGGCUGUUGGCCAUUUCAACAGUUGUUGUCCUCAGUCUAUUGUUUUUGGUGUUUUGGGAGAAUUCCACCAAGGACAGGCUAAGAAGUCUUUAUUUGCUUUUUUAAAAGACUCCAGCUUGCUUUUUGUAGACCUGUACCGUAUUGUGCUGCUGAGGUGCUGGGGGAAGGCUCAGGACUGGCUGUCUGAGCUCACUGUCACCGGCCGCCCUACUUGUGCUUCUGCUCUAAACCCCCAUUGUUCUCUCGGCUUCUCUCCCCUUGGUGUGUGUCGUCUCUGGAAUCUGAUUUGUAGUGGGUGAGGUAACGUACGUGGAACACUUAAUGGACGCAGAAGGCAAAUCGAGGGUAAGUGCAAAUACAUACCAAUAAAACAUAUGACUAAGCCUAGACAAACCUGUGUUUGUCAGCUGUGGUUUCUUUAUUUACAUUGUCGGGAAUUGUUCAGACUCAGAAAUCUGGUGAAGUGUGUGAGGUGGUGACAUGCCGGAGGCGUGUUUUAUUUCGUGUCGUCUGUGGCACUGUCUUGAGGCCAUCCUGAAAGGUUGAUGCUCUUAAAACAGGACUUCAGCUUCCUUCGUAGCCAAUCCUGUGGAUUGCAGUAGCUGACAAUGUCCCUUUUGGUUGCUGGAUUUGCUCCUUAGGAUCUAAUGGGUCUUAGUCUGCAAGAGGUUGUUACCAGGCUGUUAGACGGUUGUUAAAUAUAACUCACUUUGUAGAACUGCUUUCCUGGAAAUGUUACCUCCAAUAUCUUAGUCGUGGGGAAUCCUAUCUCUCUGUGGAUUUUCUGACCUUUGGAUGUUGGAAAAAACCCUCUAUAGUCACUACACUUGCCUGUAUUGUGUUACUGAGUAAACAGAAUAGAUGCUAAGAUUGUAACAGUAUUGGAAGUUCAGUGUUGUGGCCAAGGCUGUAGGCUUGUGUGUGAUGUUCAACUUUGUGCAUGGAAGUGUUUAUUUCUCCACAUUUGCUACAUAUCAUUUGAAACAUCUGUUAAAACCAUUACUUUUACUAAUUUCUAAUAUUCUCUACUCCUUUUGGUGCAACCUGUUCUGGUGUCUUCAAUCAACAAAGGGUUGCGCUGUUGUUGAGUUUAGGACUGAAGAACUGAUGAAGAAGGCAGUGGAGAAGGUCAACAAGCACAACCUCAAUGGACGUCCCCUAAAAGUGAAAGAGGACCCUGACGGUGUGAUUGCUCAGAGGGAAAUAAACAAGGCUCAAGGUGGAGGUCCUCCAGGAGGUCAUGGAGGAAUGGGGGGGAUGGGAGGAAUGGGGGGGAUGGGUGGAAUGGAUCGCAUGGGUCCUGGACCAAAUGGCCCCAUGGUCAACAUUCCUCCCAGCCUGAUGAACAAUCCCAACAUCCCCAACGAGAUCAUCCACGGCCUCCAGGCUGGCAGGAUCGGAAGCACCGUCUUUGUGGCUAAUCUUGACUACAAAGUGGGCUGGAAGAAGCUGAAGGAGGUGUUCGGCAUGGCAGGCAUGGUGGUGAGGGCCGACAUUCUGGAGGACAAGGAUGGGAAGAGCAGAGGCAUGGGCACAGUAACGUUCGACAUGCCUCUGGAAGCCGUCCAAGCUGUCUCUAUGUUCAACGGGCAGCUCUUAUUCAACAGAACCAUGCACGUCAAACUGGAUGAAAAAUCCCUUCCCAAAGACUUUGGACCACAGGACAGAGCAGCUGCUCUUCCCCGUGGUCUGAGUGGUGUGGGUUUGGGUCUGGGACCUGGUGGCCAGCCCAUCGAUGCUGCCCAGCUCAACAGAGGAGGUGGUGGAGGGAUGGGCAACAUGGGGCCUGGAGGAAUGGAUGGAAUGGGCUUUGGCAACAUGGGAGGUCGUAUGGGAGCAGGAAUGGACAACUUUGGAGGAAUGAACAACAUGGACCGUUUCAACUCUUCAGGGAUGGGCAGGAUGAACGGAAACUCUCUGGGUAUGGACCGCAUGAACUCUGGGAUGGACCGUCUGGGAGCCAGCAUGGACCGCAUGGCAGGGAUGGACCGGAUGGGCAUGGACAGGAUGGAUCGGGUGUCUGACCUGGACAGGCUGGGUUCUGGUUUCGACCGGAUUGGCUCUGGGAUGGACCGCCUGGGGCCCGGCAUGGACAGGCUCGGACCCGGUCUGGACCGCAUGACCUCCAGCAUGGACCGCCUCGGCCCGGGUGGAUUCGACCGCAUGGGCCCGUCCAGCUUGGAUCGCAUGGGCACCGGCAUGGACUUUGGCUCCCCGAUGGGCAUGGAUCGCAUGGGCAACACCGGGCUCGACAGAAUGGGGAGCAGCUUCGACUCCCGCAUGGGUUCUGCUGGAGGACUGGACCGCUUCCCCUCCGGCCUCGACCGCAUGAGCUCUGCCAUGGACCGGAUGGGAUCUGGUGGCGUUGGCGGUCAGUUCGAUCGCUCCGGGGACAUGGAUCGCGGAUUCGGCGGAAACUCCUUCGGAGGAGCCGGAGCUGGAGGACCUGGAACCGGAGGAAGCAACGUCAGGAAGGGAUGCCAGAUCUUUGUCAGAAAUCUGCCAUUUGACUUCACCUGGAAGAUGCUGAAGGACACCUUCAAUACAUGCGGUAUGGUCCAGUACGCAGAUAUUAAGAUGGAGAACGGGAAGUCUAAGGGCUGUGGUGUGGUUCGCUUCGACAACCCUGAGACGGCCGAACGCGCCUGCAGGACGAUGAACGGCUACCGGCUGAACGGAAGAGAGAUCGAUGUUCGGAUUGAUAGAAAUGCAUAAUCUGUGUUACAUCAGACGUUUCAUGUAGUCUCCAGUGUCUGAACACUCUGCAUUAUCUGAACUCUCCUUCACCACACUUUGUUAGCUAUUUGUUACACUGAGAGUUAUUUUAGUGAUUUGUAGUGGUGAACGUGUUGUUUUAGUUUGGCUUAAAUUUUACUUUCUUUUUUUUUAGAGACCAAAUUUUUAAUUUUUUGUUGUCAUGCUACAUCUGUCAUUGUCUUUGUUCUGUAAGGUGUUUUGAUAAAUAAACCUCAGUAUUUGAAAUGA
Molecule: messenger RNA, 4624 nt
Organism: Acanthochromis polyacanthus (spiny chromis)
Lineage: Eukaryota; Metazoa; Chordata; Actinopteri; Pomacentridae
Gene: hnrnpm
Product: heterogeneous nuclear ribonucleoprotein M
Exons: 13
Coding region: 2564-4354 (596 amino acids)
Biological process (GO): alternative mRNA splicing, via spliceosome; regulation of mRNA stability involved in response to oxidative stress
Cellular component (GO): cytoplasm; nucleus; post-mRNA release spliceosomal complex
Molecular function (GO): mRNA binding
Source: RefSeq, a predicted model, not a curated record